GAAGCUAGCUAUCACACUCCGUCUUCUAUCUCUAUGGACAUAGAUCGUUUUCUAUACCAACCCAGUUUUCACUAAAAAGAAGAGGUUCUCUUCAGAGGAUUUGUUUAUCUUUCUCCAUCAUGGGUAAGAUCCACGGCUCCCUCGCCCGUGCGGGCAAGGUCAAGAACCAGACCCCCAAGGUCGCCAAGCAGGACAAGCCGAAGCAGCCUCGUGGCCGUGCGCUGAAGCGCCUGAAGUACACGAAGCGCUUCCUGGCCAAGGCCGUGAAGGCCGGAGAGAAGGUGCACAUGAACAAGCAGCCUCCGGGUAAGGCUGGUUAA
Molecule: messenger RNA, 320 nt
Organism: Leptomonas pyrrhocoris
Lineage: Eukaryota; Euglenozoa; Kinetoplastea; Trypanosomatida; Trypanosomatidae
Product: putative 40S ribosomal protein S30
Exons: 1
Coding region: 120-320 (66 amino acids)
Biological process (GO): translation
Cellular component (GO): ribosome; cytosolic small ribosomal subunit
Molecular function (GO): structural constituent of ribosome
Source: RefSeq, a predicted model, not a curated record